Crotalus tigris (Tiger rattlesnake) is the source of this 2182-nucleotide messenger RNA. It is a transcript of the gene GMCL1, whose product is annotated as germ cell-less 1, spermatogenesis associated. The transcript has 15 exons. The record is from RefSeq and is a predicted model, not a curated record. The coding region runs from base 25 to 1413 and encodes 462 amino acids. Gene Ontology annotation, molecular function: protein binding. Lineage: Eukaryota; Metazoa; Chordata; Lepidosauria; Squamata; Viperidae. Gene Ontology annotation, biological process: germ cell development.
GCGGCGGCGGCCGGACGGGCGACUAUGGGCUCGUGGAGCAGCCGCGUGUGGGGGCCCAGAGCCGGGGCGGCUGAGGGGGCGACGGGGCCGAGGGGCGACGGGGCCUUCUCCAAGCGGAAGCGCGGCGAGGGCCUGAGCGAGAGCGAGAGCGGCGACGAGAGCGAGGGCGAGGAGCGGCUGCUCAGCACCCCCAGGAGGAAAAAACUAAAAAGCACUUCGAAGUAUAUUUAUCAGACUCUGUUUCUGAAUGGUGAAAAGAGUGAUGUUAAAAUAUGUGCCCUGGGGGAAGAAUGGAACUUGCACAAGAUAUACCUCUGUCAGUCUGGCUACUUUUCAAGUAUGUUCAGUGGGUCUUGGAGGGAGUCAGGAAUGGACACAAUAGAAUUGGAAAUUCCUGAUCAGAAUAUUGACAUAGAAGCCUUACAGGUUGCCUUUGGCUCACUUUACCGGGAUGAAGUGUUAAUAAACCCUAGUAGAGUGAUUGCCCUCCUGGCAGCUGGCAGCAUGUUACAGCUGGAUGGCUUAAUACAGCAAUGUGGUGAGACAAUGAAGGAAACAAUUAAUGCAAAAACUGUGUGUAGUUACUAUAAUUCUGCGGGAACAUACGGAUUAGAUUCUUUGAAAAAAAAGUGUCUUGAGUGGCUCUUGAAUAACCUGAUGACCCACCAGAGUGUGGAACUCCUCAAAGAACUCAGCAUAAACCUCAUGAAACAGCUGAUCAGUUCCUCUAACCUGUUUGUCAUGCAAGUGGAGAUGGACAUAUAUACUGCUCUAAAGAAGUGGAUGUUCCUUCAGCUGGUGCCUUCUUGGAACGGAUCAUUGAAACAGCUUUUAAGUGAAGCAGAUGCCUGGUUUUCCAAGCGCAGGAAAGAUUGUGAGGAAGGCAUCUCAUUCUUGGAAACUGAACAAGGACAUGCAUUUAUACCAGUGUUUAAAUACCUGAGGCUGCAGUAUAUAAUCAGUGAUCUGACAUCAGCAAGAAUUGUUGAACGAGACAGCCUGAUCCCUGCAGACUGGCUGUUCUCUGUUUACAAACAGCAGUGGUUUGCCAUGCUUAGAGCAGAACAAGACAAUGACAUUGGGCCUCAAGAGAUUAAUAAAGAGGAACUAGAAGCAAACAGUAUGCGGUGUGGCAGAAAACUUGCCAAAGAUGGUGAUUAUUGCUGGCGAUGGACAGGCUUUAAUUUUGGCUUUGAUCUGCUGGUCACAUACACCAAUCGUUACAUUAUCUUCAAACGCAACACACUAAAUCAACCCUGCAGUGGCUCUGUCAGUUUGCAACCCCAGAGAAAUAUCGCUUUCAGGCUGCGACUGGCUUCUUUUCAUAGCAGUGGAAAGCUUAUUUGUAGCAGAACCGCAGGGUAUCAGAUACUAACCCUCGAAAAAGAUCAGAUUCAGCUGAUGGAUGCUUGAUUAAAAAUUGCCUCUGAAGUUACAUGAGUAGGAACAGGUAGUGAUGAAUUUGGACAGUAGACUGCUAGUCUUCCCUCUGUAUAUCUGCUGCAACUUCCUGUAUACUUCCCCAGAGAAGAGAAGAGAAAACAAUGGACAAUGAAUAACCCAGCCAGCUGAGAUUGACUUUUGAAAUGUCUUUGCAUGGUCACUUUCAUUUGGAAGCUCCUGAUGCCCUGAAAGGAACAUCAUGAAAUGGUCUUAUCUAUUGAAGAAAAAGAGAGAGGGACUGGGUACCCUGCAAUUGUCAGGAUACAAGCCCCGGCAGUUCCAGUUGGAAGCUAUAGUUUUGUGGGAUUGUGAGCCACAGGCUGUAGCAAAUAAAUGUAACUCCCACCUCAUCUUUCAACAUUCCUACGCACAUCUGAAUAGCUGAAUACUUACGAUGACCUCGUUUUCUUCUGAGAAUUCUCAGCCCUAGAAAAUGAUACCAGUCUCCUGAUAGCACAGAAAGACUUUAAACAUAGUUCAUUAACUGGGCCUGCUUAAUUAAAAGGAGUAGGAUGAUAUAUCAAUAAAGCCCACAUUAAUUUUUAAUAGAACACACUGUAUUUAUGGUCUCUUGAUUUGUUCUGGUCAAGCCCUUAAUUUUUAAAAGUCUGUUACUGGCUUGGUGAAAUAUUUGGAUUGUUUUAAAUUCAUUAUACUUGUAAAUACUUCCUAUUGAGUUGAAAACUUUAUAAUAUAUCCUGUUUUGUUUUCAAGAAAUACAUAUUUUUUAAACAUUGUA